GCUGGGCCUGCUGUGUUCAUCCAGCCUCACACUUUGUUAUCCUCGGCCAUUCAUCAGAUGUGUUUGCACUGUGCCUCCGGGUCGGCAGGGGGCGGUGGUUGCGGCGGGCGGACUGUGUGAAGAUGGACGCGGUGAGGAGCGCGGUGCUGUCGGUAGCGGUGUGUGAGGGUGUUGAUGAGGACCGGUUUCUCCGGGAGAUUUACCCGCUGAGAAAACCUGCAGUUCUUAAAGGAAUUCCCCUUGGCUCGUGCACAUCAAAAUGGACAAUUGAUUACCUGAGUACGACUGGAGGAAGGCAGGAGGUCAAGGUUCAUGUUGCAUCAGUACCACAGAUGGAUUUUAUCAACAAAAAUUUUAUCUACAGAACUUUACCAUUUGAUGUUUUUGUGAAGCGAGCAGCAGAGUCAGUCCACACAGAAUAUUUCAUAUCUAAGGAUGAAAAAUAUUAUUUAAGAUCAUUAGGAGUAGACCCACGGAAGGAUGUAGCAGAUAUCAGAAAACAAUUCCCAUCUCUGGCUGAGGACAUCAACAUACCGGAGUUUUUUGAGAAGGAUCAGUUUUUCUCCAGUGUUUUUCGAAUCAGCUCACCAGGCCUUCAGCUCUGGACUCAUUAUGAUGUUAUGGAUAACCUUUUGAUUCAAGUAACAGGCAGGAAGCGAGUGAUACUCUUCAGUCCUCAGGAUGCACCUUACUUGUACCUAACAGGGGAUAAGUCUGAGGUCUUGGAUGUGGACAAUCCUGAUCUAAGAAAAUAUCCACAAUUUGCCAAAGCUCAGUGCUAUGAAUGUCAAUUAGAUCCAGGAGAUGUGCUUUUCAUUCCAGCACUGUGGUUUCAUAACACUAUUGCUAAAGAGUUUGGAGUGGGAGUGAAUGUAUUUUGGAAACACCUUCCUGUAAACUGCUAUGAUAAAACAGACACCUAUGGAAACAAGGACCCUGUGGCAGCCUCAAGAGCUAUGCAGAUUUUAGACCGAGCCUUAAAAACACUGGAAGAGCUUCCUGAUGAAUACAGAGACUUCUAUGCACGGCGAAUGGUUUUACGAAUUCAAAGUAAAUCAUACAGCAAUCAUUACAAAUAGAAUAUAGAAAUAAAUAAGUUUAGAGUAUUUAUUUGGCAGUGUAACAAUUCAUAAUAAAAACAGUUUUUGUAUUUUGGAAAUAGUUUCUAAUUACUAUAAUUUGUUAAGUUUAAAUGAUCCUAUAAUUUGUGAUGAGUAACUACAUUAGCAAUAAUCAGUUGUAACCUUCAUACAUAACUGUUUAAUUUGCAGUUUUGAUACUGAAAUGAUUUAUUGCCCUAACAUUCAUUUUACAAAGCACCACUAAAACACAAAAUAGAUGAAGCAGAGUUUUCAUUUUGCAUCUAAAUACCUUAGAUAAUUGUUAUGGCAGUAAAGUCUAUGCUGUACACUUCAAAUGGUGUAGUAAAUAUCAGAUUUAUUAUCUUGUGUAAAUAACUAACUAGUUCUUCUUUGCAAAAUUAUAUUUCAUACCGAGAAUAUUUAUAUUAGAACAUCUCUCUAGUAUAUUUAACCAAAUACUGGGAUAAUAUUUCUACAAAUGUAUUAAAAGGCUAGGUGGAUUGGCCAUGCUAAAUUGCCUGUAGUGUUUAGGGGUGUGUGGGUUAUAGGGGGAUGGUUCAGGGUGGGAUGCUUCAAGAGGCAGUGUGGACCUGUUGGACCGAAGGGCCUGUUUCCACACUGUAGGUAAUCUAAUCUAAUCUGAUCUAAUCUAAAAUCUCUCUCUCUCAAUAUAUAUUUCCAAAGGUAUAGAAUAUAACCAGUUUUAAAACAUUGAUGGUGAACCUGGCUUGUUCCUUAGUAAUGUCCAAAAGAGAUGUUUCUAAAAGGUGAGAAUUCUUUUGGUAAAAUGAACUUUGUAAUUUAUGCAUAAGACAUAAUGAGACAGUAAACUGUCAUACCUAACAUUAAAGGAAGAUGGUUGCAAUUAUUGUGACCAAUCACUUCCUCCGUUAGUUUUUCUUUAGUGGUUGGUAAUAGAAGGUGAAAUCAUGUAAACCUUACCUGGAUCCAUUUUAUCUGUUCAGCCAGAGCCAAUUAUUCCUCUAGUGUCUUCUUGCCUAACUUUUAUGCUACUAUCUCUGGCGCACACCAAGCAUCUGUGCCCUGUGUUUCCUACCUGUGACCAUUGUACAUGCAAUUCUUCUAUUGCAUUGUCUGCAAACAGAUUCCACAUUGAUGGCUCACAACAUUACCUCUGUCUUGACCCUCAUGUAUAUGUUUUAGCCCAUUUAUCCGAUUUCCAUGAAUAGACAACUUGUCCUGUUAAACAUGGGAGAAAGGAGCAACUUGGAUCCUCACCACAAACUCUUCAUGCUUAGGUUGAAAUUCCAGCACUAUAUUCUCUGUAUUGCAAAAAAAACUACUUCCUUUCAUAACAUCCAACUCCAUCCCACCCUCGAGUUGAUGUUAACAUCAGGGUUCAUCCUUUCCUCAUCCCCACAAUAUUUAUAAUGUUACUAUUUAUAACUUGACUUUCCUAUUAUUGUGGCCUCUUACAAACAGACAUGUCCAUUUGCACACUGCCCACUGUACAUUUAGUUCUCCAUACUGACAGCAAUGCAUUUUUCUCCCUAAACUUCUCAGUCCCCCUCUCCUUUAAGAUGCUUACCAAAACCCAUUUUGUAAUUUUUGGUCGUCUGUUCUCUAUACUCUCCUUUGACUUGAUGUCAGUUUAUUGCUGAUUCUGCUUUCAUGAAGUAUCUCAGGAUAUUUUACCAAGAUUAAAAUUCUUGUAAAAAUAUAUAAUUUUUAAGUGGCUGCUAACAAUGUAAUUUUAAAAACUAAUGACAGUUUAAAUCUGGCAGCUUCAUCUGGUUGUUGACAGAAAAUGAAAUAUACAGAUGUACAAUAUCUGCUUUCCUCACAUGUAAUAUAUAAUGUAAAUUUAGAACACUUGCAACAAAGGAUAAUAUAAAUCAGUGAUGUAGGCAAUCUGGUCCACACAAUCUGGAUAACUUAGUCCUACUUUACAGUUAAAAUACACAUUUAGUCAUUUGUUAUUUUUGAAUGUUAAAUGCUUGAAAAUUUAGAUUGCGUGGUUCUUAACAGUAUUGCUUCUUCCGGGAACUUUUCCAAAUUUGAAUACCUGUCCAUUGGGCUUAGGCAUUUCAAAGUCCAAUGAAUAAAACAGAACAUAGAUGUAGGUUGGCAUUUGACUCAAAAACUUCUAGGGUUGCAGCUAAUUGACACUUCUCAUCAAGACAAUCUUUCAACAAAAUCAACUUUUUGAAUUUUUAAACCAAAAAGAAUGAAGGACCAAGUAUAUUGGGGAUGCUUGGGUCAGAACACAAUUUGUAUCUGAUGCCUUGGACAGAAAGUGCCUUUAUUGUCCAUGAUCAAUAUAUUCGUAUGUCAAAGGCUUUUGUACCCUUGAGAGUAUCACUCAAUUAAAUAAUUCCAAAGCGAGCUGUUUGAGUUUUAAAAUACAGGUUAUUUAUUCUCUUCCACUUUGAAAGUAAGGCAACAUUUCACU
Messenger RNA from Stegostoma tigrinum, 3495 nucleotides. RefSeq names its product tRNA-yW synthesizing protein 5 (gene tyw5). The record is from RefSeq and is a predicted model, not a curated record. Gene Ontology annotation, biological process: wybutosine biosynthetic process. Gene Ontology annotation, molecular function: tRNA binding; 2-oxoglutarate-dependent dioxygenase activity. The transcript has 8 exons. The coding region runs from base 123 to 1079 and encodes 318 amino acids. Lineage: Eukaryota; Metazoa; Chordata; Chondrichthyes; Orectolobiformes; Stegostomatidae.